AUGCACUCGUUCUGUGUUGUGCUUCUGGCGAUUACCAUCUUCCUGGCGACAUGCGCUACUGCCAUCGAUCAGUCUCCGCUGGUCAGCGUCGCCUCCACGGAGUUUGACGGAGGGCAUCGAGUGACUGAAGCUGCGAGAAAAACCAAACGAUCUCUGAGGCGGGGGAAGGCGUCUGAAGACAGUGGCGUGGAUGUGAAGGAACUUGAUGAAGAUCGAAUGUUCGACGAGGAAAAAAAUUUAGCCAAGGAUUUCGUUUUAUUCGUCAACUGGGGGAAGAACUUGCGGUCAGCUGCUGGCGGAAACAGACACUACUUGGAGUACAGGGGUUACAAAGCAUAUCUAGCCGACAUUGAGGCAAAGGCCAACGCGGCAGCUGCCAGAAAGCGCGACGCGGAACACGUAGCGAACUUGAAGUAG
Phytophthora sojae is the source of this 417-nucleotide messenger RNA. RefSeq lists its product as hypothetical. Bases 1 to 417 code for a protein of 138 amino acids. The transcript has a single exon. Lineage: Eukaryota; Oomycota; Peronosporomycetes; Peronosporales; Peronosporaceae. The record is from RefSeq and is a predicted model, not a curated record.